UCGGGGCUAGGAAAGGGGGCCGAGAGUGCGCGCGGGGCCGGGGAAGUGGGGCCGGGGCGAGAGAUGCCCCGCGCGACCAGCGGCGGCGCACCGUUGCCGGACGACGACCGCAGCAUGUGCGAAGGCCCUUCCCGCAUUUCGGGGCCCAUCCCCCCCGACCCGACGCUCUGCCCCGACUACUACCGGCGGCCCGCCUCGGCCCAAGGACGCCUCGAGGGAAACGCGCUGAGGAUGGAGCUGCUGACCUGGGACCGCGACCCAGACUCCAGCCCCACUCGCGGCCCCCGCAUCAGGCCGGGAGCCCGAGGGAUCCUGGAGCGUGGCCAGCGCGGCGUGGGGGACGUGUUGCUGCAGCUCGGGGGCAUCUCGCUCAGCCCAGGGGUCUCUUCCAAGAGGAAGGAUCCCAAAGACUAUGAGAAGGAAAACCUGAAGCGAAUCAAAGAAAUUCAGAAGCGCUUCCGAGAGCAGAAAUAUAGCCGGGAACAGAGCCUGCCCAGGCCAUUGAAGGCGCUGUGGCACUCACCCAAAUAUGACAAGGUGGAGUCUCGAGUCAAGACCCAUAUGCAGGAGCCCGGACAAGCCUCUGUGACAGAGCCUGCCCACUUUCUGCGGGCACACUCCCGCUGUGGCCCUGGACUCCCGCCAUCCCGUGUUCCCAGUCCCCAGCUCACUCUCCCAGGUCCCAAAACUAAGGGACCAGACCUAGGUGUGGACUUCAUUAGACACAAUGCCCGAGCUGCCAAGCGGGCCCCCCGGCGCCAUUCCCGCUCGCUGCAGGUCCUCGCACAGGUUCUGGAGCAGAAACGGCAAGCCCAGGAGCACUAUAACACUACCCAGAAGGGCCACGUGCCCCAGUACUUGUUAGAACGCAGAGAUAUGUGGCGCCGGGAGGCCGAGGCCCGCCAGAAUAACCAGCCAGACCCUGCCAUGCCUCCUGGCCACACUCGCAUGCCUGAGAACCAGCGGCUGGAGACGCUGAACAACCUGCUGCAAAGCCAGAGCCAGCUGUUGCGAGAGCUGGUACUGCUGCCUGCUGGGGCAGACUCACUAAGAGCCCAGAGUCACCGUGCUGAGCUGGACAGGAAGCUGGUGCAAAUAGAAGAGGCCCUCAAGAUUUUUUCUCGACCCAAAGUGUUUGUGAAGAUGGAUGCCUGAGCCUUUGGUGAUGGCUAGUGGCAAGGAGAUCCAUGCUGAUGGUCUCCACACAUGGCCUCGUGGGGCAGGAGCACGCCCUCCCGCAGAGCACAAGUCAGAAGCAGUGUGUGCAGUAUCCCCACAGCACUCUUUCCAGUCACCAGUGGCUGCAGAAGGGCUAUUCCAGACCUCUUUGUCAAAAUAUUCAGCCUCUUUGUCAAAAUAAACUU
This is a messenger RNA of Perognathus longimembris pacificus (Pacific pocket mouse), 1364 nucleotides long. It is a transcript of the gene Enkd1, whose product is annotated as enkurin domain containing 1. Gene Ontology annotation, cellular component: cytoplasmic microtubule. The record is from RefSeq and is a predicted model, not a curated record. The transcript has 7 exons. The coding region runs from base 64 to 1155 and encodes 363 amino acids. NCBI's taxonomy places the organism in Eukaryota, Metazoa, Chordata, Mammalia, Rodentia, Heteromyidae.